This is a messenger RNA of Oppiella nova, 807 nucleotides long. Lineage: Eukaryota; Metazoa; Arthropoda; Arachnida; Sarcoptiformes; Oppiidae. The record is from the annotation of a GenBank genome assembly.
AUGGGAUUUAGUUUUGCAUCCGGUACUACGGACGGACCUGGACUCUUUCCAUUUAAACAGGGUGACACCGCAAACAUAUUGUGGAAUAAAGUGAAAUCUCGUGUCAAAAAUACUACUAAACAAAUGCUGGACUGUCAGUACCCAAAGCAUAUCCUUUUGCCUACGGGUGACUUGAAGUUCCCGUUCCCGUGGCAGCCAUCCAUACUUCCCACACAGAUAUUCAGGAUCGGACACGUGUUGGUGGCAUCACUGCCGGCGGAACUGUCGACAAUGUCUGGCCGUAGGCUAAGGGAUGCCAUCAAAAGGGAAUACGAGAAGAACUCGGCCGAAAACAUAACAGUAGAGCCCGUCAUAUCUGGUCUGUCCAACACUUACUCCUCAUAUGUGGUCACAUUUGAAGAGUAUAGAUAUGAGGGGGCGUCUACUAUAUACGGCCCCUACACUCUGGACGCCUAUAUACAGCAGUAUCGAUAUCUGGCCUCCCAGUUGGCCACAAAUAGUACGGUAUCUGCCGGCCCUCCAGAGCCAAACUAUUUGGAUCAACAAACAAGUCUCGUUCCGGGGGUACUGUUUGACUGCACCCCCGACGGCAAGAAGUUUGGGGACUGUAUUAGUCAACCGCUGAUGGAGUACACGAUAGGGUCGACCGUCAAAGUGGCUUUCGUGAGCGGAAACCCUCGCAAUAACGUAAGGGAUGAGAGCACCUUCCUUGCCGUUGAGAAACUGGACACUAAUAGUAAUCAAUGGACGCUCAUUGCAACUGAUGCUAAUUGGGAGACCAGCCACUAUUACAUGGGAGAUACCUAA